CGUUGACCCGAUCGGGUGCUGCGCCGGCGCACGUACUACUUGCCGCGUAUGUAAUCUCGCACAGGAAGUUCGAUCUCGAUGUGUGAUUUUUUUUUAACAACGUGCCAUUUAUCUUCCAGUGAUUGAUUUUUAUCUUUCGUAUAUAUUUGUUAACUGUUUUAUGACGGUUAUCCAAACGGAACAGCGUCAACAUGUUUCCUCCAAAACAAUGCACGUUUUGGUGUCUCGUGCUUAUGAGUUUCACGUUGACAACUGCCGAACUCUUUACUGCAAUAUCAGAGGUCGAACCUCUCCUCGAAACGCACAAACGGAUUAUAGAUGACCUCGACGAUUACAUUCAUAAAGAAGAAGAAAGGCUGAAUAUUUUAAAAAGGCAUUUAAACAUUUAUAAGAGAGAACAUCAAAUAGCAAUGGAAGAUAUCCCCAAUUACUUGGGGAACCCUAUAAAUGCGUUUACUCUCAUAAAACGGCUAACAUCGGACUUGGAUCAUAUCGAACGUAGCAUUGAAAUCGGAACAGAAUAUAUUAAGAACUUAACGGUAAACCACGCCGACGUCAAGUAUCCGACAUUGGAAGACCUCGCCGGUGCGGCACAAGCGCUCACGAGGCUACAGGAGACUUAUCAUUUGGAUGUCGAGGAACUGGCUGAAGGUCGCCUCAAUGGUGUUAUGUACAGUACGUCCAUGAGCGCUGGCGACUGUUAUGAGCUCGGUAAAGCGUUGUACAACGAAAAGGACUACACAAACGCUUUGGCAUGGAUGACUGUAGCCUUGAGGAAGUAUAGGGAAGAAAAGCAGCCGUAUAUGUUCAAGGAAAUCGACAUUAUGGAGUAUAUUGGAUUCUCGCAUUAUCUAAUGGGUGACGUCAAAACUGCGUUAGAAUGGACAAAGAAGAUGUUGGCCAUAGACCCUAAACAUGUACGAGCGCGCGGCAAUGUACCGCAUUAUAAUAAAAUCAUUGCCGAAAAUGAGGAAAAACUGCGGAAACGGCGACGAGGCGAAACUGGCGAAGACGCAGAGGAAGAGUAUGUGAAGCCAAAAGAGAAACUUUCCGCGUACGCUAAGGAAAGAAAAGUGUACGAGAAAUUGUGCAGAGGAGAAAUGGACAUACCGCAAGAAAUCGCCAAGACGUUGACAUGUAGAUACUUGACGGAAAAUCACCCAUUCCAAAAGCUUGCGCCAGUCAAAAUGGAAUACAUGUACCGCAACCCGGAUAUUAUUAUGUUCUAUGAGGUGCUCAGUGAUGAAGAGAUUGAAUAUAUUAAAAACAUGGCGAGGCCAAGAUUCCGGCGCGCGACAGUGCACGACCCGAAGACGGGCGAGCUGGUGCCGGCGCACUACCGCAUCAGCAAGUCGGCGUGGCUGAAGGACGAGGAGAGCGCGCUGGUGGCGCGCGUGUCGCGGCGCUCGGCGCGCCUGGCCGCGCUCAGCGUCGCCUCCGCCGAGGAGCUGCAGGUCGUCAACUACGGCAUCGGCGGCCACUACGAGCCGCACUUCGACUUCGCCAGGAGAACCUUGUUGCAGAAACAAGAGAGUGCAUUCGAAAAGUUCAACGGCAACAGGAUUGCUACAGUUUUAUUCUAUAUGUCGGACGUGGCGCAGGGCGGCGCGACGGUGUUCACGGAGCUGGGGCUGAGCGUGUUCCCGGUGCGCGGCGCGGCCGUGUUCUGGCUCAACCUGCACCCGUCCGGCGAGGGCGACCUGGCCACGCGCCACGCCGCCUGCCCGGUGCUGCGCGGCUCCAAGUGGGUAUGCAACAAAUGGAUUCAUCAAGGUGGUCAAGAAUUUAUUAAGCCGUGCAACUUAGAGUAUCAGACAGAAGGCAUGCGACGCAAAAUCCCGAAACCAGUGCCUAAAUCGUCUAGAUAGGUGAACAUUUUACACGUUUUAAAGAAACUGUUAUUAAAGAAAAAACUAUGAAGUGAACGCGUCAAGGGUUUAUAGAAAAUUAGGGCUUUACUCACGGUAUCCUUUUUACUAUAUAUUUAGUACCUUAUUCCCAGUGCGACGAUGAAUUAGAUAUUUAAUUGUCAUAUUGAAAUUCCUAGUUGUAGCAGUUUAAAUAUUCGAAAAUUUCUUGCCCUAUAAUGUAUAUGUUAUAGAUUUUUAAACAAAGCUACAAAACCAAUAUAACAAUGCGAGGCUUGAUUUAUCUGUGUUUUGUUUUAAGUUCUAGAGAAUCUAAUGAUAUAUUUUAAAUAUAGCUAAUAUAAGGCCAUCUUGCGCAUUUAUUUACUCGGUUACGAUUGCACUAUUGUAUCGAAUCUUGCACUUGUGACGUGUUACUAUUUUUUUCUAAUGAAAUGAAUUAGGUAUAUGAACUGUAUUAUAUCAUUAUAUAUUCUUAAGUGGCAAUAGGUCUUAAUGAUAAUAUUGUAAUUAUUGAAAAGAUGGCUUUUCCUUUUUUAGGGUAGCAAGCAUUGUCAGUCCUUUUAUAAUAUAUACUAUAUACGUAAGUAAGAGCUAAUGAACAUUUAUAUUAUAAGUAAGUAAUUAAUUAGAACCGCUGAAUGUGUUGUUUAUAUCAAACAUUGAAACGCAUUCGUUCGUGUUAACAAGUCAAUAAAUUGUUAAAAUUUU
Molecule: messenger RNA, 2579 nt
Organism: Zerene cesonia (dogface butterfly)
Lineage: Eukaryota; Metazoa; Arthropoda; Insecta; Lepidoptera; Pieridae
Gene: PH4alphaEFB
Product: prolyl 4-hydroxylase subunit alpha-1
Exons: 12
Coding region: 192-1868 (558 amino acids)
Biological process (GO): peptidyl-proline hydroxylation to 4-hydroxy-L-proline
Cellular component (GO): endoplasmic reticulum
Molecular function (GO): procollagen-proline 4-dioxygenase activity; protein binding; L-ascorbic acid binding
Source: RefSeq, a predicted model, not a curated record